AUGAACUCGACUUCGUUCUCGCUUCUCUCCGAAGCUCUCCAGUUUGUGGUCUGUUGUCUGUUGUCUGCCGUUCCUCCCUGUCACGCCGACAAAAAGCAACAAAUACAGGGCCUGACAAGAAUGCGUCAAUCCAACCGUUGGAGCUCCCUUAGCUCUGCCAACCUUUUCACGGUUUUCUUCGUCUUCCUCCCCUGCCUUCCCCUCACCUACGCAGAAUCAUGCGCCACCGCUCUCCUCAAAACAAUCGCUACACGCUGGGACUCCCUUGGGAGCGACUACCAAACUGAGAUAUGUGCGCGCGGCUGCCAACCGGUAAUAUCGACCUGGGACGACUGGACACGCGCCCAUGCUUUCCUACCGCUGAUUGACACCAUGGCGCGCGAGAUGUCGCUGUCGGACAACUUCAAGCAGACGUUUACCGGAAUCGGUGAGGAUAUAGCCAAGGCAACCAAGGAGGAAUGCGACGGGCUGCUGGGACCGGGCCAGCAUUUCUGCACCAGUGGGAGCGAUAAUCUGGACCAGUGGAAUUACUGCUUCAAGAAGCAGGCUGCCAAGGUGGCUGCCAGCAACAUGUUUACCAUGUUUAGGCUUGUCUCUGGCGAGAUCUGUAAAGAAGAGAGGUACAAGUACCUAUCAGACGACCAGUUAUGGAAGGUCGUUCUGCCACAGUACAUGAGGAAAUACGGCGAUACCUGCCAACUCGGCAAGGGUGCCCAGAAGAAAACCACCGUGCUAGGCACACCUGACGGUGAUCAGGACUUCCUGGCCCGUUUGAGGGCUGAAAGUGCGCCCUCUCCGCCAAAGUCAGGGGCGAAGCGCGACACGAGAGAUGAGUUAUAA
Molecule: messenger RNA, 840 nt
Organism: Talaromyces rugulosus
Lineage: Eukaryota; Fungi; Ascomycota; Eurotiomycetes; Eurotiales; Trichocomaceae
Exons: 1
Coding region: 1-840 (279 amino acids)
Source: RefSeq, a predicted model, not a curated record